AUGGCGCGCACGCCGAGGCCGUGCUUGGCGGCGAAGGAGAGGCAGGCGACAGCAUCGCAGGUUGGAAUGGCGGCACCGGUGGAGAUGGAGGGAGAGAAAGUCGCGGAGACCUCCAACGGGAACGUUUCUGAGAGGCAGGUGAGAGCAUCGCAGGUUGGAAUGGCGGCACCGGCGGAGAUGGAGGGAGAGAAAGUCGCGGAGACCUCCAACGGCACCGGCGGAGAUGGAGGGAGAGAAAGUCGCGGAGAUAGAGUGAUCUUGGGUUGUUCUACUCUCCUGCAGUUUGUGUUUUGGUUUGAAUGCAGGGUGAUCAAGCACGCGGGGUUGGACUUGAAGCAGUUCGUGGAGGGUAUCAAAGAGGGUGCUGCGGGUUCUAAAGCGUUGGAGAUAUUUGGGGAGAGAAUGAUCGAAGGGGAUUUCCGACCAGGUGGGUUUACAGAGGACCAGGUGGCCAAUGGACAGGGGAAGCUUGGCACGCAAGGGGUUAUCUCUGUCAUUCAGAACAUUAAUGGGAUGAGUCAAUGA
Vigna unguiculata (cowpea) is the source of this 525-nucleotide messenger RNA. The record is from RefSeq and is a predicted model, not a curated record. Lineage: Eukaryota; Viridiplantae; Streptophyta; Magnoliopsida; Fabales; Fabaceae.